ACUUCAAAAAAGGCCAUUUUGUGUGAGCUCUAAUACCACAUCCCUUUGAUGACAUACACUGAUGACCUACAUAUGAGUGCCUGAUUGUGUCAUAGAUCUUUCUGUGUCAUAGAUCUUCACCUCUGAACUCUCUUUGAUGCAGGAUCAUGGAUAGCCAGCAGCAAGUUUUCUUUAACCACGAAAGAAUAAUAUGUACCGUCAUAAACCUAUAUGGGACAUACAUAUUUGUGCACUCAGUCCGUAUGUCACACAGAUAAUGCAGUACUUGAGCAAUCACCAAGUGAUAUUUUAAACUAAAGGAUCACUGAUAAUUAUAUCAUCAGCCUACACCACAAAUUCCAAAUGUCUAACUUAUUUCAAACUUCCCUACAACUGGCAAUUCUGGGCGAUUCGACAGAGGAGCAUUGAUGAACUAUGGACUCGAGCGCUAUAACACACUCGCUGUUAAAUGGGCUGCACCUUUAACCAUCCGCUGGGGGCAGCAGAGCAACAGGGAGAUAUCUAGACGCUCAGCUCGGCAUGUUGCUGAGGGAGAUUUCUUUAUCUGGGCCGAGGUAUCAGUGGAAGGCGGUCCUAGCAGGGAGGAUGCUGAGAAAUCCAGGGUACGCAAAACUAUGAGAACCGUAUCUAAAUUUAGUUUACUAAUAAUUACGCACAUACAUGGACGCAAACUGUAGCAUUACUCUGGCUUCUUCUAUUAAAUAAAAGACACUCGCCGACUAGGGAUUAAUCUGCUUUCUUUGUUUGUGUGAGCUAGACCUAGCAAGAGAGAGAGAGAGUCAGUCACAUUCAGCUGGUUGUCUUCCGGGACAUCAUUUUUUGUCAGAAUUGAAGGGGGCGACUUCUUCUACGCAGCGUUCUGUCUUGCUGUUAUGGUCAGACCUUUAUUCAGUAGACUAUUGUUUGGUAAUGCAUGGACUUUGUCCACGUCGUGGACACAUAUUUAAGAGGUAAACAACGCCGAGGUUGGUAGCAGCAGCAGGUAGUCUAGACUAGACUAUGAUGAUAGGCCUCCGAUUCCGAGCAAAUAUUACCUUGUGAUGAUCUGUCAUAGGCUAUUCUCCAAUAGCAAGCAUCAGAAUCAAUUUCUUUUGGGGAGGAUGUGUGAUGUAUUAACCUCCAAAGUAGGCUGAUUUUUUUUAAAUGUUAUAUCAGUUCGUUUUAUCGUUGGUUUCAGUGUUCAGCUGUGGCACGCCUGUCUCGUGUAAACAGUUAGAGCAUUAGAUGUUCUUAUCUCUCCUCGUAUACAUCAGUAAGCUCUGCCGAUAUUUAUCAAUGUUCAGUUCCGACAGACUCACGGUUCCUGAGUAUGUCAGUCGCCUCCAAAGCCGGAAAUCGAGCCCUGCCCCUGACCCGAGGGCUGUCUCGCCGGGCAUUACAGCUGAUGUACAGUCAGUGCUGGAUGGUUCUCUACCAGCACUGCGAUCAGCUGUCAAAACCUUAAAAUCAGCCAAGGACACCGCAGAUUUGGAGGAGACCCGCCGGGCAAUCGCUGAGAUUUACCAGCUAGUAGAGGAAGCCUGGGUUUUACCUGCCCUUGGGCGUCAGGUCGCCGAGGAGAUAUGCAACAGGAUACGACUGGAUGGUGGUCUGGAGCUGCUCUUGCAGCAUCUCCACUCACCUGCUGUGGAAAUCACCUAUGAGUCAGCCAAGUUAUUGGAGCAGAUUCUGGUCGCAGAAAACAGAGACUAUGUGGCACGCAUGGGUCUGGGCGUGAUCCUGAAUCUGACUCGGUCCCAGGAGGACGCCCAGCUUGCCCGCAGCGUGUCCGGCAUCCUGGAACACAUGUUCAAGCACACAGAGGAGACAUCCGUCCAGCUCAUCUCCAACGGCGCCCUGGACGCGCUGCUUUUCUGGUGCCGUGGCACGGACCCCACCGUGCUGCGCCACUGCGCCGUGGCGCUGGCCAACUGUGCCAUGUACGGCGGCCACCGGUGCCAGCGGCUCAUGAUCGAGAAGCAGGCGGCCGACUGGCUCUUCCCACUGGCCUUCUCCAAGGAGGACGAGCUCAUCCGCUUCUACGCCUGCCUGGCCGUAGCUGUGCUGGCCGCAAACCGAGAGAUCGAGAAGGAGGUGGUGAAGUCGGGCACGCUGGAGCUGGUGGAGCCCUUCAUCGCCUCGCUGGACCCGGACGAGUUCGCCCGCAGCCUGCUGGACAGCACGGACAGCAUGCAGGGCCGCACAGCUGCUGACCUGCAGCACUUGCUGCCCCUGCUGGACGGCACACGCCUGGAGGGGAAGUGCAUCGCCGCCUUCUACCUGUGCGUGGAGUCCAGCAUCAAAUCACGGCAGCGUAACACCAAGAUUUUCCAAGAGAUUGGUGCUGUGCAGAGCUUGAAGAGGAUUGUCAUGUACUCCAGUAACGCCACUGCCUGCUCCCUUGCCAAGCGAGCCCUGGGCAUGAUGGGAGAAGAAGUACCGCGCCACAUCCUCUCCUCUGUGCCAAACUGGAAGAGUGGGGAGGUGCAAAGAUGGCUGCAGCAGAUUGGCUUCAGCACGUACACUGAGCGCUUUCAGGAGUUGCAGGUGGAUGGAGACCUACUUUUAAACAUUACAGCUGAGGACCUGCACAAUGAUCUGGGCAUGUCUUCAGGGCUCACUCGCAAAAGAUUUCUGAGAGACCUUCGUGUUCUGAAGACCUACGCCAACUACUCCACAUGUGACCCCAACAACCUGGCCGACUGGCUGGCAGACGUGGACCCGCGCUUCCGCCAGUACACCUACGGCCUGGUCCAGUCCGGCGUGGACCGUAAGAACAUUGUGCACAUCACCGACGAGCAGCUCCGCACCGACUGCAGUGUUGAGAAUGGGGUGCACAGGGCCAAAAUCUUGGCUGCGCUGCGCCACCCCAAAAAGACCUGCCUGACCGACGCACAGCCGUGCGGCCCAGACGUCUUUAUCAGUUACCGCCGCACCACCGGGUCCCAGCUGGCCAGUCUGCUGAAGGUGCAUCUUCAGCUGCGUGGCUACAGUGUGUUCAUCGACGUGGAGAAGCUGGAGGCUGGUCGCUUUGAGGAGAAGCUGAUCCAGAGUGUGCAGCGGGCACGCAACUUCAUCCUGGUCCUUUCGGCCAACGCCCUGGACAAAUGCAUGGGCGACGUAGCCAUGAAGGACUGGGUUCACAAGGAGAUUGUCACUGCUCUCAGUGGGAAGAAGAACAUUGUUCCGGUCACAGAUAACUUUCUGUGGCCUGAUCCCAAAUCUCUUCCAGAUGAUAUGAGUUCUAUUCUCAACUUCAAUGGUAUCAAAUGGUCCCAUGAGUAUCAGGAGGCAACCAUAGAGAAGAUCCUGCGCUUCCUCAAGGGGAACCCAAGCCAGGACCAGCUGGACAGAGCCAAGGACCCAGAGUUACCGAAGCAGGAGGAGAUCUAAAGAUCGCCCACCAGGACAGGGUGCACAUGGUCCAAGGUAUAUUUAGUGUGGCCUCUGUAACGUCAUCCAAAGAGCCCUAUGUAUUCUGUUCCUUCCUUUAACAGUAGCUUAGAGUCAACCUCUCCGUCCACCUCCGCAUGUAACUAACAGCAGAGAAGUCUCCCCCCCCAUGUUUUUACCCUAACUGUGAACUUAUCAUCUUAUCUUGUUCAGCUUGUUUGCCCCCUUGGUUGUAUUAUAAAGCAAAUCCAGACAUGUGAUUGAACUAAUUGGGAAGGGGUUUCAACUCUUUCUGUCCUGGAAGUUCCACCUUUGGCUUUCACUCCUACUAACCUUAUCGUUCAAGGUUGACCUCUAGACCAGGUAGAAUAUGAAGAGCUCAGGGGUCCAGUCUCUUAUAUGAAUGCUUUGAAUACCUUAUCGUUCCAAUAGCCUUGGGUGAUCUGAGAAGGAUGUGCUGCCUACCUCUCAGGAAUACACAACACACUUUUUUUGUCACCACUCACUGAUGCUUUCUGUGAGGAAUGCUCUACUAAUAACAGCAAUUACUGUACUUUAUUUUACCACAACCGCAGUCAUUUUCCAUGUCAAGGAUUGCUGUGAACAAUCUCUUUAGGUAGGUAAUGGUUCUAUAAAGAGGGUGGACGAGCAAGAUCUUUUUUUAGGUGCCUUUACAGUAACCAGCAUGCUUUUUUCUAUCCCAUCCUAUUCAUGCAGAUUGUAAGUUAGAUAGUCUUUAGACAUUGCUUUGUGAAUAUAGGAAUAUUAUCAGUUUGGAAAGCAAAGUCAAAUGAUGUAUGAAGGGAUUAUUCAAACAUGAGAGGCAUGAAGUUCUGAAGCACAUAGCUUACAUAUAAUCAUAAUAUAAUACACUUGCCAGGCACAUAAGUGUACUGAGUAGAGAUUGCCCUUUAGAGGAAAUUGUAUAUAGUACAAAAUGUAACUGUAAUGAUGACUAAGGCUGUCAGUAUCACUGUGAAAAUACUUUGUGCUUGAUGUCGGGCCGUGCUGAGGCCAUAUCAGUCUACUAGUGCUCAAACCUAUCAGCCAAUGGAACAAUGUGCAGUAUUUACCAAGAGAGAAACCGGCCUCCACAAACCACGCCAUAUAGUUUUGCAGUACUUUCACAGAGGUGGAAAACUCUCCAGCUAUGUAGAUAACCAGUGUCACACAAUGUAUGAUAAGUGCAAGUGCAAAUAAAGAAAACUGCCACUUAUGGCACAAUACAAUACCAGUCAUUGUCAGGGGAAUUUAUUGUAGUUUCCCAAACAAUGUUAUAGGCUUUAGCUAUGUUGGGCUUGGUUUCGUUGCCUUAAUGUACAAUUGUUGCUGUUCUUGUCUGUCAAAUAUAAAAAUCAAAUGUCAAUACAAAGGUUUGUGCAUAACAUUUAAUAAAAGAAAGAUAAGACUUGGA
Alosa alosa (allis shad) is the source of this 4786-nucleotide messenger RNA. It is a transcript of the gene sarm1, whose product is annotated as sterile alpha and TIR motif containing 1. The record is from RefSeq and is a predicted model, not a curated record. The transcript has 8 exons. Bases 1225 to 3372 code for a protein of 715 amino acids. Gene Ontology annotation, cellular component: dendrite. Lineage: Eukaryota; Metazoa; Chordata; Actinopteri; Clupeiformes; Clupeidae. Gene Ontology annotation, molecular function: protein binding; signaling adaptor activity; NAD+ nucleosidase activity. Gene Ontology annotation, biological process: signal transduction; response to axon injury; negative regulation of MyD88-independent toll-like receptor signaling pathway.